This is a messenger RNA of Neodiprion virginianus, 3261 nucleotides long. RefSeq names its product alpha-taxilin. Gene Ontology annotation, molecular function: syntaxin binding. Bases 913 to 2691 code for a protein of 592 amino acids. The transcript has 7 exons. Lineage: Eukaryota; Metazoa; Arthropoda; Insecta; Hymenoptera; Diprionidae. The record is from RefSeq and is a predicted model, not a curated record.
CGUAAUUUGUGUCGAGAAAUUUCGAUGAAAACUGGAUGGAUUUGGCUGCCAUACCAGUGCUGAAAAGCUGCAUAUAUUGUGAAUAUCUCUGUUGCGCUAUCGAGUCGAUAAUUUAUCGCGUAAUAUACAUACAGCGUAUCUCCAUCUUCGUCCUAAGGAUGUUUCAACUCGACAGGUGAUAUUUUCGCAACACGUACGAACAGAUUUCAGAACGAUCGGUGUGAAGAUGAUCACUUGUCUAAUCGAACGUUACGGAGUAUCAAAUUUCACACGGACGCUUGUCAAUUGUUCGAAGAGCGAACGAAUUGAAUUCUCUGCAGCGUCGCGUCGGUUCGCGACAUUGAAAAACCAACGGGUCGAAAAGUCGUGUUUUGAGACCCUGCGAUAAGUGAGUAAACAAAGUGUCUCUCAGUGUUUACAAACGCGCCGCGAGUCGAUGCAUGCAGUUUAUUAUCCUCGUUACGUCGUGAUUUGCGAUUCGAAUAUUGUGCCCUACUUAUGCAAAUUCCUUCGUCCGCAAACGUCGUGUUGUCGUGUUUUCUCGCAGUGAUUAGUGAAAUGUAAUUAACAGUGUUACUGUGAUUAGUGACGUACGUAAUUAGCCAAAGUUUCGAGACGACAAAAAGGCGGUGUGAUUGUGACCACGGCGAUGAGGAACGUUCCGUAAUAAGGAAGGUGCAGAAGCAGAAGAAGAAGUAGAAGAAGAAGAAGAAUAAACGAUCAGCACGGUUUUUCAAGCCUGUGUCAAACUGGGAUUGAGAAACUUGAAGGGAUCGGCAAAGACAAAACAUUACCUCCAUGGGAUAUUCCUCAGGAUUAAAUCGGGACAAGUCGAUAACCGGACUAGAAGGCAGAGGUCCAAGAAUUGGACUUUGAGGAGCCGAAGAGCUGUUGAAUACGACACCAGCGCCCAUGGGAAGUUCUUCCGUUCUUCUGUAUCCGGUGCAGACGCAUUCCGAGUUGUUAUUUCCCUGGCCAGAUGUUUGGAUAAUGGAUAACAAGAUAACUGAAAUCGAGACCCCCGAGGUACCCAAGAAAGAAAACGAAGUAUGUAAGCCGGUUGAACAAACUAAGGAGAGAAAAAAUAUGAAGGAAGAGAAGGCGAGAAAAAAGGACGACAAGAGCGUGGAGCAAGUUUUGAAGGCGUUGAGCAGUUUGGAUACGGCUGAGGAAAAAUUGGCAGCGAUGUGUAAAAAAUAUUCCGACAUUGUGGACGACAAUCGAAAGCUCCAGUUGGCGUUGAAACAGGCUGAGAAAAAGGUGGUGGUGGUACAACGCGAGAAGGAACAGUUUCAGAGCGAGCACAGCAAGGCUAUACUGACUCGAAGUAGGCUCGAAAGUUUGUGCAGAGAAUUGCAGAGGCAGAACAAGGCGGUCAAAGACGAAAGUUUGCUUAAGAUCAGGGAGGAGGAAGAAAAGCGAAAAGAAGUAUCUGCCAAGUUUCAAAGCACAUUGUCGGAGAUAACUGCCUUGAUGAGCCAGAAUAAUGAGAAGAAUACAAAACUACACGAAGACAAUUUGGAGAUGACAAAAAAGUUCAAGUCUGUUUGCGAACAGUACGAAAUUCGCGAACAACAGGUUGAAAAAAUGCAGCAGCAGAUGAAACUCGAGGCCCAAUUGGCAGAGGCUAAGUUAGCCAAGGCUAAAAUGGAGAUGGCUGCUGAGAAGGAAGUACUACUCAAAGAGAAACAACAGCUUUUACUCAACCUAACCGAGUACCAAGUCAGGAUACGAGAACAUCAGGCAACGGAGGUCGGCCUGAGAGGGCAGAUUAGUAUGUACACAGACAAGUACGACGAGUUCCAAAAUGCUCUGACUAAAAGUAACGAAGUGUUUGGCGGAUUCAAAGACGAAAUGGAGAAGAUGUCGAAGAAAAUAUUGAAGCUGGAGAAGGAGACGAGUUCGUGGAAACAGCGCUGGGAAAAUAGUCACGCGGCGCUUCUUGAGAUGGCGGCCGACAAGCAGCAAAGGGAUGCGGAGUUAGCAACUACGAGUAGAAAGCUGGCGCAGCUCCAGCAGCUUUGCAGAGCUCUCCAGGGUGAGAGAGCUUCGCUGUUGGCGCAGUUGAGGGGAAAGGACGUGGCGAAUGCGGGUCCGGAAGCGACGGACGAAGCUGUGAACGAGGAGAGCAUCAAAUCCAUAAAGCAGGUUGACGAUAUAUCGAAGGACUGUCAACAGUUGAAAGAGAAUCUCGUACAGCUGCAAGGCUCCCUGGCAGAGGCUAUAAAGAAAGAAGAAGAAGAGAAGCUGCAAAAGGCUGACGAGGAAGAAGCGCAGCGCCAGAAAUCGGAGCCGGAAGAACGACAGGAAAUGGUGAUACUAAAUGCAAACGUUGAACAUUCGACGGAGCGGAAGUCCGAGAUAAAAGACGAGGCACAGUUGAAAAACAUUGACGAAAACGUUGCAGCGUCGAAUCCUAUGGAAGUCAAGUCAGACGAACCUAAAGCGGAAAAUAACGAAACGAACGGCGGAUCUACGAUCAGUGAGGAACCGCCUCGUGAGAUAAACGGAGAAAACGAUUCGGCGAUCGCUGUAAUCGAUUCAGUGACGGAUAAAAAUGCCAGUAUUGAAAAGAAGGUCGAACAAACGGUUGAAGUUUCCUGUCCCGCGUUAAAGGACGAAGAUAAAUCAGUCGAAUCUGCCUGCCCAGGAACGAAGAAAGGAAAGGACGGUAAAAAGAAAAAGAAAUAGGUAUCGGCGGGCCGCGGAAUUUCGAUUAUUUUCAACGUCAUCGACGAGAAGAAUCUGCCCUAUAGUUAUACGCGUACAUAAAUAUAGUUAUUAGCAACAACACACGACCUACGAAUCAAUACGGAUCAACAAUGCGUAAAUUAUGACGAAAUCUUCACUUUCUUUAUACCGCACGUAGUAUGCAUUACAAACAUCGAGCAGAUAUUUAUUUAAAAUAAUUAUAUACGACACGUAGUUAUUAACGAAUGAUUUUUGUGCCUUCGAAUAAUCAUGCUCUACCAAUGUAUAAUGUAAUAAUUUUUCAAUUGUAAAUUAGGUACACCUAGGCACCUUAGCCUUUUAUAUGUAUACAAAGAAAAGUGUAUGAGCUGAAAAAAACAAAAACAAAACGGGAAUAACUUUUCUUACGACCUGUCAGUUCGAGUUAAUCGAUUUUCGAAACGGCGCUGAAACGUGAUCAACAAGCAAAAUUCCUCAGUUUUCGUUGAAUCCCCGUUUUGAUCGCUCUAAAAUCGUUGUAACAACUCUUACUCGUUGCAACGGUGUAAAUACAAACCCUCGUAAAAUCUU